GCGGGGCGCGCGGCGGGGAGGGGCGGGCGGGGCUGCCGGGCGGGCACGCUGUGCUCCGAACUGUCGUAAAAGGGGCGGGGCCUGCCGCACUCUGGUUGAAGCUGGGGGCGUGCGUCGCUGAAGCAGGCGGCUAGCGGGCGCCCGGGUCAUGGACCGCUACGCGGGCGCCUUGGAGGAGGUGGCGGACGGUACCCGGCAGCAGGAACGACACUACCAGCUGCUGUCGGCGCUGCAGAGCCUGGUGAAGGAGCUGCCCAGCUCCUUCCAGCAGCGCCUGUCCUACACCACGCUCAGCGACCUGGCCCUGGCGCUUCUCGACGGCACCGUGUUCGAAAUCGUGCAGGGGCUACUGGAGAUCCAGCACCUCACCGAAAAGAGCCUGUACAACCAGCGCCUGCGUCUACAGAACGAGCACAGAGUGCUCAGGCAGUCGCUGCAGCAGAAGCACCAGGAAGCCCAGCAGGCCUGCUGUCCCCACAACCUGCCUGUGCUCCAGUUGGCUCAGCAGCAAGAACUAGAGGCGGUGGAGCACCGGAUCUGUGAGGAACAGCGGGCAAUGGACUGGAAGAUCGUCCUGGAGCUGGACCGGAAGGUGGCUGACCAGGAGAGCACACUGGAGAAGGUGGAGGUAGCUGGCUUCUACAUGACCGCCAACCUGCAGGUCAGUGCCUGGGCCUGCUCUGCCCUAGCCUGAGUGCCCCUGAGCCCUGAAGACCCCAUUCCAUCUGGGGUUUCACCACUGGUCUCUGAGAAUCCAGGCUUAGAGUAUAGGGCUGAAGUGGAAGAACUGAGACUCCAGAAAGGAUUUCUGUGCUGCUCCUAGCACAGAGGCUGGGCCCACUCCCUACAGGAGGGUGAGCCAGCCAACCAUGGGGCACUGCCCACCCUCCCCAGGCCCACAUGGCCCUCUUCUGCUCUCCUCCUACAUGCCAUUCUGAGUGGCCUUGCUGCGGGCAGAGGCUCAGAUUCCACCCCUUCCUGGCAGGCCAUGACCGGCUUCACAGGAUGGUCGCCCCAUGGGCUCACUGCCUGGCACCUCUAGGCUGGGAUGAAAGGGGCCUGGGUCACUCUGAUCCUCAUAGGGCCCCUCUGUAUCCCAGGAGCUGAUGCUGUAAAUGAACCUGCGGGAGUUCAUCCGAAAGCUGCAGCAGAGGUGCUGCCAGGCAGGGAAGGCAUCCCGGGGACUGGGAGGUUGCUGGCAGCCUCCUGCUGCCCAGUGUGACAAGGAAGGCAGUCCUGUCCCAACAUAGCCACAGGCAGCAGAAGGCUGGGCAGAGUUCAUCUUCUUGACCUUUGGCCACUGCCUUCGCAGCUGCCUGCAGGGGUCUCCCUGCUGAGGAGAGGCCAGGUGGACCCUGGCUGCCUGUCCCCACCUUCAUCUGGGACUUUCUGCCAAAUGGUAGGAUGGUCUCAUAAAAGGGAGGCGGGCCCAGCCUGCCACUGUCUGCCUCAGGGCCAGGCAGAUUGGGCAUGGGGGUUCUCACACCUUUUCACUCUGCGGGGCACAUCCCAACCUGCACUGGGGCCCACCUGAGUGCUUGUUCUGGUCUCAGCCACUCCCUUGGCAGCUGCAGCCUCCAAGCAGAAGAGGCUCCAAGGCCCAAGUUCUGUGUGACUCAGAGAAAUAAAGAUGCCUCAGUGUGGCCUGCA
Molecule: messenger RNA, 1650 nt
Organism: Sapajus apella (tufted capuchin)
Lineage: Eukaryota; Metazoa; Chordata; Mammalia; Primates; Cebidae
Product: protein DGCR6
Exons: 4
Coding region: 149-694 (181 amino acids)
Source: RefSeq, a predicted model, not a curated record